UCGUUAUUCAUUCGCUACUCCCAAAAAGCUCCCAGAAUUCCACGCUUCCUCUUCUUUCUCCACUGUCUCCACUCUCAUUUGCUUUUCUCUCUCUCUAGGCUAGUCAACCUCAUGUCUUCCUCACUUUGUUCCAUAUUAAACCAACACCAUUCUCUCUUUCAUUCCCUCUCUCUCUCUUUUUAGAGUGAUCAAUCUCCAUCCUCUGGAUGUCUGAUACUCAAAUACUACUAUUUCACCUCAACUAACCCGUUUUCAAAUACGUACUAUAUGUAUAUAUAUAUAUAUAUAUAAAUAAACCUUGGUGAUUCCUAUUUCAUUCAGCUCUACUAGCUGUCGUUUGGUCUAUAUAUCAAAAAUGUGGAUGAUGGGUUAUAAUGAUGCUGGGGAGUUCAACAUGCCUGCUGAUUCAUUCAGUGGCAGAAAACUUCGACCUCUUAUUCCAAGGCCGCUGGCUUCUACCAACAACAUCACCACCGCAACGCCUCCUUGCUUGAGCCGUCUUCAUGGCGCUGAUUUCCUUUCGCAAUAUCACCAUCUGGCAGCUGUGGCUGAGCAGAGCAAGAAAGAGUUCAAUACUCCGCCGGUUGUAGUGAGCUCGAGGUGGAACCCGACGCCGGAGCAGUUGAGGGCUCUUGAAGAAUUGUAUCGACGUGGGACUCGGACCCCGUCGGCUGAUCAAAUUCAGCAAAUUACCGCGCAGCUCCGAAGAUACGGUAAGAUUGAGGGGAAGAAUGUUUUCUACUGGUUCCAAAAUCACAAGGCGAGGGAGAGGCAGAAACGCCGCCGUCAAAUGGAAUCGGCUUCCGAUACUGAAAUCUUAGAGAGGAAAGAAUUAGGGGCAAGUAGGACAGUAUUUGAAGUUGAACAGACCAAGAACUGGGCACCCCAUACAAACUGCAGUACUCUUGCAGAGGAAUCUGUCUCAAUACAAAGGGGAGCAAAAGCAGCAGUGGCAGAAUGUAGGACAGAUGGAUGGAUCCAAUUCGAUGAGGGAGAAUUACAGCAAAGAAAAAACUUUGCGGAAAGGAAUGGCACGUGGCAGAUGAUGCAGUUGUCUUGUCCUUCUCCUCCCACCCACCUCAUAAACAGCCCUGCUUCUGCUGCUACCACAAACACAGCAACAGUAAGAACAAUGAACCAAAAGCUCAGUAAGAGUACUACUCGUGACCUCAACAUAUUUAUAGCACCCUACAGAGGAAAUGGUCUUAACCAGUACUUCAAUGGUGUCGGCAAUGGAGAAGAUUGCUGUGGGGAAUCUCAAACCCUUCAACUCUUUCCUCUUCGGAGCAGCAGCGACCACAACGGAAAAGAGACAGAGAUAUCUGUUUCAUCCAUGAAUGUCAACUUCACUCCUCACCAGUUUUUUGAGUUCCUUCCGUUGAAGAACUAAACCAAGACAAAAAUGGUGGGGUUAUCAGAUUGCUAUUUGUGGAAGAGUUGGGAUGUUGUAUUAAUCUUAUUGGAAAAUGGAACUUUUUAUAUUA
Messenger RNA from Alnus glutinosa, 1484 nucleotides. RefSeq names its product WUSCHEL-related homeobox 1. Gene Ontology annotation, molecular function: DNA-binding transcription factor activity; DNA binding. The record is from RefSeq and is a predicted model, not a curated record. Lineage: Eukaryota; Viridiplantae; Streptophyta; Magnoliopsida; Fagales; Betulaceae. Gene Ontology annotation, biological process: plant organ development. The transcript is spliced from 4 exons. The coding region runs from base 356 to 1390 and encodes 344 amino acids.